CACAAGAGAACCACUUCUUGCAGCGGGGUCGGCGGCGGUGCCCCCGGCGCGGUGCGCAGAGGCCUCCGCGCGCGACGGGCCCUCCGAGCGGCGCCGGGGCGCGUUGCUGCACGGGCGGCUGCAGGUGCAGGAGGCGGACCAGGCUGGCGCCGGGCGCGGGCUGCGCGCGCUGCGCUCCUUUCGCCGCGGGGAGACCGUGUACCACGAGCCCGUUCUGGUGUUCGUGCAGGAGCCGUUCAAUGCGCGCGCGUCGCCCGCGUGCACGGGCUGCGGGGCCCUGCUGGGCGGAGACGUGGCUGACGUGGUCCGGGGCAUGCUCGGCGCCGCAUCCGAGCUCUCCAAGCCGGAGGAGCUGCGGCCCUCGCUCUUCCAGUUCCUGGACGGCCUCGGGCUGAGCCUUCCGGACCCCGUGCCUUGUGGCAGGGACGGCUGCCGCGCGGUCUUCUGCAGCGAGGGCUGCAGGAGCGCGCAGCUGGCGGUGGGACACCACCGGGUGCUGUGCUCGGAGCUGGACCGGAGGUCCCGAGUGUGCUGGAGCGCGUUCGCCGAGCACGCGGCGGCGCACUGCGACACCUUCCUGCUCGCCGCGCUGGCCGUGGCGGAGGCGGUGUCCCGGGCCCGCGCCGAGGGGGUGAGCCCGCACGAGGCGCUGCAGCGCUACACCUGCUUCGCGUCGGAGCCCUGGCCGCAGCUGCUGCGGGCCGGCGCUCGCGACCGCGAGGCGUGGGUGCAGCGCCGGUGGGGCGUCCUGCAGAAAUCCUACGACCUGCUUGUCGGCACGCUCCACGGCACGAUCGAGGGGCCGUUUUUUCUUGAUUUGGACGCUUACGCGGGCAUGGUCGGCAUGCUCGAGCUGGUCACGAAGGACCUCGAGAGGGACAACCCUCUGGACGCGGAGCUCAAGGAGGCCCUGGCCGAAGCCCCGAUGCACAUUCGCUCCGACAUGGGCAGGGCGACGCUGUGCUGGAUGAGAGCGAGGACGGCCGCGCAAGACUCGCAGGAGCAGACCACGCCGGACUCCUCUGGGGACGAGGAGGACCGCAGCGCCCAGCCCGCGCCGAGGGCCACCAACCUCGCGGAGGUGGCGCGGCGCACCGCCGCGCUCCCGGCGCUGCCCGGCUUUGCCGGCUUCGGGCUGUCGGAGGCCGUCGCCCUGACCAACCACAGCUGCGAGCCGAACGUGGAGGUCCGCACCACGGGGGACGCCUGCGAGGAGACGAGAUCCUCAUGA
Messenger RNA from Prorocentrum cordatum, 1231 nucleotides. The record is from the annotation of a GenBank genome assembly. NCBI's taxonomy places the organism in Eukaryota, Dinophyceae, Prorocentrales, Prorocentraceae.